AUGCAGGCUCAUCACGCCAUGCCCGAUUUCCGCUGUCGCAUCACCUGCUCGCACAGAGAAUGCCAGCGCCACGCCCACCUCGGCGUUGUCGAUCAACAUGAACAAUGCAAGUGCCUCGGCGAGGUGAACGCCUCAUCCAUCUUCCUCGAGAAUGUCCUGGACAUGGCCAACACAUUGGCACAAAUCAUGAUCAUCUGCGGCAUACACGAAUGCAAGGCCAAGUCGACGGUCGAUGUGGCAACAUGCGCCUUCCUGCACUACGACCAGGUUUGCUGCUGCAUCGAUACCACACCCAAGAAGCGGCUGCGCAAAGAGGAUCUCUUCCACGAGCUAGGCAAGCGGUGCUUGAUGAAUCGUGUGGAGGCGCAUCUCGCCUACAUGAUUAUAAAGCGCGGCUUCAAAGCUUUCUACUACAAACCAAUCGACGAUGGCCGGGCGACUUUCUCAGAGGAAUGCGUUUAUGUGCAUGCCGCGCGCAAGACGGCCGAGAGUUAUGCACGCUACGAUGGGCUGUCGUGCGUGGAACAGCGCGGCUUUGAGGCGAAAAUUAAAGUGGCUUACAAGAACUUCUACGAUCGAAUGGUGAGACGUAGAACUCAACCGGAGGGCGAGAAUUGCAAUUGCUGCUUCUGUGCCAAGAAACGUGGCCACCUAAUCUAUGGCAAGAAGCCACCAUGCGAGACGCCCAAGAAGAAGGAAGCGCACCGCUGCCCGUAUUGCUGCCAGGAAAAACGUAGAAAGUUAAUGCAUCCGGGCCGCGCUGGUAUGAAGUGUCCUAAAUGCCAUCGCGCGAUGACCUAUUGCGUAUGUCCGAAAUAUGAGUUCGGGCUGGAUUGGGUGAAGAGCAUCUGGGCACGACCCGAUAUGGAACUGUACUACAAGGAGACAAUUGAGGAGCGUUCAAUGGCAAAGAGUGGCUGUGAAACAGAAAUACCGGAACCAGAGGUGAAAGAAAAAGCGGAAGAGGAGGCCGAAGGAGAGGAGGCCGAGGGAGAGGAGGGCAACGAGUAUCUGAGUCCAGAUGACCAGCCUGCUGAUGCAGAUAUUGAUAUGCCCGUCGACGAGGAAGAGGAAGGCGAAUAG
This is a messenger RNA of Rhagoletis pomonella (apple maggot), 1083 nucleotides long. RefSeq lists its product as uncharacterized. Bases 1 to 1083 code for a protein of 360 amino acids. The record is from RefSeq and is a predicted model, not a curated record. NCBI's taxonomy places the organism in Eukaryota, Metazoa, Arthropoda, Insecta, Diptera, Tephritidae. The transcript has a single exon.